This is a messenger RNA of Trypanosoma rangeli, 1062 nucleotides long. Its product is annotated as putative glycogen synthase kinase-3 alpha. Gene Ontology annotation, biological process: protein phosphorylation; signal transduction. The record is from RefSeq and is a predicted model, not a curated record. The transcript has a single exon. Lineage: Eukaryota; Euglenozoa; Kinetoplastea; Trypanosomatida; Trypanosomatidae. Gene Ontology annotation, molecular function: protein serine/threonine kinase activity; ATP binding. Gene Ontology annotation, cellular component: cytoplasm. The coding region runs from base 1 to 1062 and encodes 353 amino acids.
AUGUCGCUCAACCUUGCUGAGGCCGCUGAUGAGCGCAGCCAGAAGGAGAUGGAAAAAUAUUUAGUGGAGCGCGUGGCUGGUCAGGGAACGUUUGGGACUGUGCAGCUUGCCCGUGAAAAGGCCACUGGGAUGGAUGUAGCAAUUAAAAAGGUCAUUCAAGAUCCGCGAUUCAAAAACCGUGAGUUGCAUAUUAUGCAGGACUUGGCACGCCUGUGUCACCCCAACGUUGUUUUCCUAAAAAAUUAUUUCUAUACGGUUGUAGGUGAUCACCGACGCAAUGACGUGUACCUCAAUGUUGUUAUGGAGUUUCUCCCGGACACGCUGCACCGUGUAUGCCGUUCGUACUAUCGGCGUCAUGUGAGUCCUCCCAUGAUAUUGGUGAAGGUUUUCAUGUAUCAACUACUGCGGGGGAUUGCCUUCCUUCACCUGCCUGCUGUAAAUGUCUGCCACCGUGACAUUAAACCGCACAACGUUCUUGUUGACGAGUCUACGGGUGAACUGAAAUUGUGUGACUUUGGGAGCGCAAAGAAGUUAUCGCCAGCGGAGCCAAAUGUUGCGUACAUUUGCUCCCGCUACUACCGUGCCCCGGAGCUUAUCUUUGGCAAUCAGUACUAUACCACAGCGGUGGAUGUCUGGUCGGUCGGUUGUAUCUUUGCGGAGAUGCUGCUGGGUGAGCCGAUAUUUUGUGGCGAGAAUACUUCCGGGCAGCUGCGGGAAAUUGUGCGCAUUCUUGGACGACCCUCGCGAGAGGAAUUAAAUAAGCUAAACACCAGCAACGCGGAUCUAAGCGUGCCAACGAGCAGACCGACGCCUUGGGUGGACGUUUUUAAGCGCCCGCUUCCCUCCGAGGUGUACGAUUUGUGCGCAAAAAUAUUUAAGUAUCUCCCAGAGCAACGCAUAUCUCCCUUGGAGGCGCUUUGCCACCCGUUUUUUGAUGAACUUCGCGACAUGACGGUGAACCUGCCGAGCGGUAAACCUCUGCCUUCACACUUGUACAAUUUUUUGCGGGAGGAAAUCAAUGAGAUGACGGAAACCCAACGUUCCAAACUGGUUCGUAAGUGA